CUCCUCUCCUCCCCUCCCCUCCCAACCACGAGGGAUUGCGAGAGCGAGAGCUCGGACCACCCCCACAGCUGUAGCAGCAGUAGGUGGCUGGCUGGCUCCCCUGCUUCUCCUCUCCUCUCUGGUCUGCUCCGCCAGCCAUUGCUGUAGGCUGUAGCUACCUGCCUCCCUCGUUGCCGGGUGGCGGGAGGAAUCUCCGGGUUGCUGUCUCGGACGAAUUCUUGGUUUUGAAUCGUUCUCGUUUUGUGAGGGGGGAUUUGGUGGGCUGCUGCUCCAGAUGCUUCCCACCAGCAGGAGCAGGCCCCAGCAGAGGCCUGCCACUGCCAGAUCUUGGUCAUUCAUCUCAGACAUGGAUUUCUCUGAUCCGAAGCGCAAGCCGCGGUACCUCAGCAAGAUACUCAUGGUGGCACUGCUCACAGCCAUGUGCGUCGUCAUGCUCACCCAGCCGCCCUGCCAUAGGAGAGCUCCCAGUGUGUUCUCCGUCCAUGAACCCGGGAUCACUCAUGUCCUGGUGACCGGUGGCGCUGGCUAUAUCGGUUCGCACGCCGCGCUUCGGCUGCUGAAAGAUUCAUUCAGAGUCACCAUAGUGGAUAAUCUUUCAAGAGGAAAUAUGGGGGCAAUCAAGGUUCUUCAGAACUUGUUUCCAGAGCCUGGGCGGUUGCAGUUCAUAUAUGCUGAUUUAGGCGACCCGAAAGUUGUUAAUAGAAUAUUUGCAGAAAAUGCAUUUGAUGCUGUCAUGCAUUUUGCUGCUGUUGCUUAUGUUGGUGAGAGCACACUUGAGCCUCUGAGGUACUAUCAUAACAUCACCUCAAACACUUUAGUUGUGCUAGAAGCUAUGGCAGCACACAAUGUGAGAACCCUGAUCUACUCUAGCACAUGUGCCACCUAUGGAGAACCUGAGAAGAUGCCUAUCACUGAAGAAACUCCUCAGUUUCCGAUCAAUCCGUAUGGUAAGGCCAAGAAGAUGGCAGAGGACAUCAUUUUGGAUUUUUCCAAGUCCAAGAAGGCAGACAUGGCCGUGAUGAUUCUAAGAUACUUCAAUGUCAUUGGUUCUGACCCCGAAGGAAGGCUUGGUGAGGCUCCGAGACCUGAAUUACGGGAGCAUGGCCGUAUAUCUGGUGCAUGCUUUGAUGCUGCACUGGGGAUAAUUCCUGGUUUGAAGGUUAAAGGUACCGACUAUGAAACACCUGAUGGUACUUGCGUAAGAGAUUACAUCGAUGUCACUGACCUGGUUGACGCCCAUGUGAAGGCGCUCAACAAGGCGGAAAGGGGCAAAGUUGGCAUAUACAAUGUUGGCACCGGAAAAGGUAGGUCAGUGAAAGAGUUUGUAGAAGCUUGCAAGAAGGCAACAGGAGUUGACAUCAAGGUUGACUACUUCCCUCGUCGACCUGGUGACUACGCCGAAGUGUACAGCGAUCCUGCAAGGAUCAACAGCGAGUUGAACUGGACGGCUCAGCACACUGAUCUCCUGGAGAGCCUCAAGGUUGCCUGGACAUGGCAGAAGAAGCACCGGAGCGGGUACGGGCCCCCUCAGGCCAUGGUUUUGUGAAGAAAAUUUACCCUGUAGCAUCUCUUGGCUGAAAACUUAGGUGGAUAUAUUCUUAGGAAUGUUCAUCAUCAAGGGCUCCAAUUGCUCACUCACAGGUGGAAGUUAUAUGUAAUAUAGUAAUUAUGGUCAUUCGUUCGAUUCUUGACAUUCAUAUCAUGGGAGGUUUUUAGAAGAUCCUUGUAAUAUUGUUGAUCUACUCAGUAUACAAUAAAAAUCCGGCGAGCUACCCUCAGAAUUCUUAGCCU
Oryza brachyantha (malo sina) is the source of this 1791-nucleotide messenger RNA. RefSeq names its product probable UDP-arabinose 4-epimerase 1. Gene Ontology annotation, biological process: beta-D-galactose catabolic process via UDP-galactose, Leloir pathway. Gene Ontology annotation, cellular component: cytosol. The transcript has 11 exons. NCBI's taxonomy places the organism in Eukaryota, Viridiplantae, Streptophyta, Magnoliopsida, Poales, Poaceae. Bases 275 to 1546 code for a protein of 423 amino acids. Gene Ontology annotation, molecular function: UDP-glucose 4-epimerase activity. The record is from RefSeq and is a predicted model, not a curated record.